GCAAAUACUCAAGGAACAAAUCCUAAUCAGGUGAGAUCUUUUGUGGCUGUGCAGCAGCAUCUCUGACCCUUUUUGACAUAAAGUACAUGCAGAAGGAGCUUCAUGAAGGACUAAAAUGUGCAGCUGCUCCACAAAAAGGCAGAUCAGCAGCGUGGCUGGAACCCAAGAUUGGGGAGCCUUCUCUGUGGUUCGCAGAUGUGUAAAGAAGAGCUCAACCCAAGAAUAUGCUGCAAAAAUCAUCAACACCAAAAAGCUGUCAGCCAGAGAUCACCAGAAACUGGAGCGAGAGGCCCGAAUCUGCCGACUCUUAAAACAUCCAAACAUUGUGCGGCUCCAUGACAGUAUUUCAGAAGAAGGUUUCCACUACCUCGUCUUCGAUCUGGUAACUGGUGGGGAGCUAUUUGAAGAUAUUGUAGCCAGAGAAUACUACAGCGAAGCAGAUGCUAGCCACUGUAUUCACCAGAUACUGGAGAGUGUGAAUCACAUUCAUCAACAUGAUAUUGUGCACAGGGACUUGAAGCCUGAGAACUUGUUACUGGCAAGUAAAUGUAAGGGUGCUGCUGUCAAAUUGGCUGACUUCGGACUGGCUAUAGAAGUGCAGGGAGAACAGCAGGCCUGGUUUGGGUUUGCCGGCACUCCAGGCUACCUCUCCCCUGAGGUUUUAAGAAAAGAUCCUUAUGGGAAACCAGUGGAUAUAUGGGCAUGCGGAGUGAUUCUGUACAUAUUACUAGUGGGGUACCCUCCCUUUUGGGAUGAAGAUCAGCACAAACUCUAUCAGCAGAUCAAGGCCGGAGCCUAUGACUUCCCAUCACCUGAGUGGGACACAGUAACUCCUGAAGCAAAGAACUUGAUCAAUCAAAUGCUGACAAUAAACCCAGCAAAACGCAUCACAGCAGACCAGGCUCUCAAACACCCAUGGGUCUGCCAACGAUCCACUGUGGCCUCAAUGAUGCACAGACAAGAGACUGUGGAGUGCUUGAGAAAGUUCAAUGCCAGAAGAAAGCUGAAGGGUGCGAUUCUCACAACAAUGCUGGUGUCACGGAAUUUUUCAGUUGGCAGGCAGAGCUCCGCACCUGCUUCAGCCACCAAGAGCGCUGCCGGCCUGGCUGAGCAAGCUGCCAAAAGUCUAUUGAACAAGAAGUCAGAUGGAGUAAAGAAAAGGAAGUCGAGCUCCAGUGUGCAUUUGAUGCCACAGAGCAACAACAAAACCAGUCUAGUAAGCCCAGCAAAAGAAACUCCCCCAGUGCAGACGUCCAUGGAGCCUCAAACAACUGUUGUCCACAAUGCUACAGAUGGCAUAAAGGGGUCCACAGAGAGCUGUAAUACCACCACUGAAGAUGAGGAUCUGAAAGCUCCCCCUCUCUCCACCGGGGACGGCAGCUCAGUGCUUGAAGGACGGAGGCACAGUGAGAGCAAAACACAGACUGAGACCAUGCAGUCCCAGCUUUCUCUCUGUUUCUCAGCCACCACACAGUCUUGUGAAGAGAAGCUUCUUGCCUGGGACAGCCCAGGGCAGACAUUGGAGUUAGAGCGUGCUCAGUCGGAGCCCUUGCUAACUCCAGUAGUUCCAUUUGUACUUAACAGUCCACCGUUGCGUAAACAAGAGAUCAUUAAGAUAACAGAGCAGCUAAUAGAAGCCAUCAACAAUGGAGACUUUGAGGCCUAUACGAAAAUAUGUGACCCUGGCUUGACCUCAUUUGAACCUGAAGCCCUGGGAAACCUAGUUGAGGGGAUGGACUUCCACAAGUUUUACUUUGAGAACUUAUUGUCAAAGAACAGCAAGCCAAUCCACACGACCAUCCUGAACCCUCAUGUCCAUGUCAUUGGUGAAGAUGCAGCUUGCAUUGCCUAUAUCCGCCUGACACAAUACAUCGACGGUCAGGGCCGGCCCCGCACCACGCAGUCUGAAGAGACUCGUGUCUGGCACCGUCGUGAUGGCAAGUGGCUGAACGUCCACUAUCACUGCUCUGGGGCCCCUGCAGCACCGCUCCAGUGAGGAUCAAACACAGCAGCUUUUGGAGAUGCUCAGCGGGAGGGCAAUAUCUUCUUAGCAAGCGGCUCUGGAGUGCCUGAGUAACAGCAACGGUCGUGUCCGUUUUGACGUUUAAAAAAAAAAGUAACAAAUUACAAACAGGCAGCAGCCAAAUGCACGAAACCCUGCAUGCAUCUGAUGCUCCGGGCGCUGCCGUCUUUCUGUUGUUUUCCAUGGAUCCAUCGUGUCUGUUUCUGCUGUACGAAGGUGUUUUUUAAAUCUAAAAGAGACAUGUUGUUUGUAUAAAAUAACACAAAACAGGAAUAAUGCUAAAUAAAUGACAGAUUAUUUGAUGCCCCCUCCCCCAGGGCUGAUGACGUGGCAGCAGCUGGAGCAUCUUUCAGAAACCAAGAGAGGGGAGAAGCAAAAGCAAUGGAGAGUGGUGGGGGGAUAGAAAGAGAGAGAGAGAGAGGGAGGAAGGAGAAGGCACCUUGGGCAGCAGAUUUCUGAACUCUGCUCUGCAAAGCCAAGGUGGAAGCUGACAUGGUGUUUAGGCUGUGCUGUAACUUUAAUCAGUGAGAAGUGGUGAGGAGGUCCCGGAGGAGCUGGUGUGAAAAACAGGGAGACAAAGUGGAGGAAAGAGACAUCUCCUUCCUGCUGCCCAGUGGACUGACUUCAGCCUGAGUUUCUUCGUAAAUCUUCCGCACGGUGAGAAUGCUGCAGAAAGCUGGUUGCUCAGCCGCUGGAUCCCACAAAAAGACUCUUUAAAAACAAAAUGGGAUGUUUAUUCCCAGCUAAGGAUGGAAGUAGGGAAAAUAACAAUGGUUUAAAUUAAAAUAAAUAAGUAAAAUACGAGCUUGCUCUUCAGAUGAUACUGGUUUUAGAGAGACAGCCGCUACCUGGCCGAACAUGGAGAUUUGAAGCCAGUUUAUUUAAAAAAAACAAUGAUGAUGAAAAGUAUUAAGAGCAAAGAUUUUAAAGGAAGAGGGUACAUGUAUGGGAUUUUCUUUAAUUUUUUUUUUCUUUCUAGUAACAUAGCUGGGAUCCACAGUGCUACAGAAUAUAUAUGUUCCUUAAGAAGCAGAUGAGAAACCUAGUGUUAUGUUCUUUCAUGAAGACUUGCAUACACUCCUAUAUGAUGCAUAAUUUAGUGUGUGUUUUUUAUACUGAAAUAUAUGCACCCAUAGAAUUAGGGGGCUCACUGCCUUCCAGUUUGAGUUGUUUGUUCUCCAAAUAAAGUAGCAGAGGGAGCCAGCAGCUGUUGCUUCUCCCCCACCAAUAACUCCUCUAAUGUUUGUAGGCAUCCUGUUUCUUGGUGUUCAUUUGGAUAUUUUUCCUAUUUUUAUGGUGAUGUUGUAACUUGGAAAACUUUCAGAUCAGAACCGCAGUGUACCACAGCCAGGCUCCAGGCCACCUCCUGGCAUUUUCUCUCUCUAUUAUAGAGGAUAACUCAUGAAAUCGAGGGAAAAGUGAGUUGCCGAAUGUGAUCUGAUUGUCCUUUGGGCCAAUUCAUCUUUCUGUUCCCUGUCUUUGUGGGGCGGGAAUCCGUUUCCUUUAUUUGGUAGGUGGGAAAUGUUGAACCUUUUCUUUUUCUGUUUUUCUUGACUUAUGAAUAAACCCUGACCCCAAGGAUGAAAAGGGCUUCUAGUAAACCUUUUUAGUGCUUGGACACACCAUGACUUGUGUCCUGACCAAGAGAGAGGCAGUUGCUUUGCUUCUUUUGGUAAAUUGGAGGGAAUACAGGUACAGACUUAUUCACAACUCCAAAUCACAAACUGUGGUCACAGGGCUUUCCAGUAGGUAAUCCCUGCAUUCCAGAGAGACUGAAAACAUAGUAUAUUAAAAGGGACGAAACAUUUUAACAGAUCUGGAGAAAAGGGAAAGCUUAGUUAUAAAGUGACCAUUGUUGAGCAGAACAGAGGGGAAGAAAACAGAAGCUGUAGCACAGAAUGGAGUUAAAUCCUUGCAGUAGAAAUUUCUCCACUCUCAUUUAGGAGACAAUUAAGUCAAUCUCACUCCAUUAUUAGAGCAGCUGAUCCAUGAUGCUUCCCAAAGCUUGUCUGAACAAAUAGUUUUCUUCCUCCCUCCAGCACCCUAAGUGCAUGUAUAGGCAAAGUGAGGACUGAAACAAGAGGAGGCAAACACUAGAUUUUAUUAUUUUUGGAACAUUUGUAAGAUGGCACUAAGAUAGUGAGUGAGGUGGAAAGAAAAAGCUUUGAUAUUUUAUUCAGAUUUUUUUAAGCGACAAAGAGAGAGCAAACAGGAGACUACAAUUAUGCAGUUUUAAAAAGCAACAUACAAGAAGUUAUGCAUGCCUUCUUUAGGUCUGAUCUUUCCUUGUCUCUUUACCUGAUGAUUAUUAAUGAUUAAAAACCCUCUGUAUUUAGUAUCUGCAUCUUUCAAAGAAAAUGUUAAAUUGUUGGGUUUUUUUGGUUUUGCACAGUCUUGAAGACUAACUGUUUUUUCUUUUAAGUUAAUGAGAACCUUAGCUUGGUAUGGCCAUUAUCAGACACAGCUGUACACCUUUAGCAUUCUUAAUGUUCUCUUAUGGGGCUAAUAUAAGCAUCUAUAUAAUAUAUAUUAUAAAUAUCAUGUUUUAAACAGGAAAUGGAAGGUGUUUGAUGCAGAAUUUUUGCAUGAUAUAGAAAUUAAAACAAAGUUAGCUAGUGUUUGUUUGUUUGGUCUGAAUGUUGGUAGAACCUUCAUAGCUUUGUUACAAUGAAACCUUGAACUGACGAUAUUUAAUAAAAUAACAUUUAAACAGUGCAACAAGUUGAAUGGCAUUUCUC
Alligator sinensis (Chinese alligator) is the source of this 4761-nucleotide messenger RNA. It is a transcript of the gene CAMK2G, whose product is annotated as calcium/calmodulin dependent protein kinase II gamma. Lineage: Eukaryota; Metazoa; Chordata; Crocodylia; Alligatoridae. The record is from RefSeq and is a predicted model, not a curated record. The transcript has 25 exons. Gene Ontology annotation, cellular component: cytoplasm; neuron projection. Gene Ontology annotation, molecular function: ATP binding; calcium/calmodulin-dependent protein kinase activity; calmodulin binding. Gene Ontology annotation, biological process: protein phosphorylation. The coding region runs from base 116 to 1996 and encodes 626 amino acids.